Cyprinodon tularosa is the source of this 4858-nucleotide messenger RNA. RefSeq names its product embryonal Fyn-associated substrate (gene efs). The record is from RefSeq and is a predicted model, not a curated record. The transcript is spliced from 8 exons. NCBI's taxonomy places the organism in Eukaryota, Metazoa, Chordata, Actinopteri, Cyprinodontiformes, Cyprinodontidae. Gene Ontology annotation, biological process: cell migration; cell surface receptor protein tyrosine kinase signaling pathway. Gene Ontology annotation, cellular component: cytoplasm; plasma membrane. Gene Ontology annotation, molecular function: protein binding. The coding region runs from base 334 to 3180 and encodes 948 amino acids.
GCUUUUACGUCGUCUCCACCCCUACGUCAUCGAACCCGAAUGGCCAUAGAUUUUCACGCCUGGAAAGAAGCGAUUUCUCAGAUAUCCCUCUCAAAGCUUUACGUCGAUGGGAUCUGUAUUGAUAGGGCUCAUGCAAGGAGAUCCGCGUUGAAAACGGAGGUGGAGGCAGCCCGGAGCGCUGAGAUGAGUCCAGCCCAGAGCCAGCUGUGCCCCGGCAGCCAGUCUCCCAGCUGCCCGUCAACAUCAGGAGGGAGGAUCUGAUGUGAUGAGCGUGAUGGAUGGAUGGAUGGGCUGAACGCUUAGAUUUCACAGAUAUCUGAUGAGUUUGGAGUCAUGUCUGUCUCUACGGUUUUGGCAAAGGCGCUGUAUGACAACACUGCAGAAAGCCCAGAAGAACUGGCUUUUCGGAAAGGCGACAUCUUGAUGGUUCUGGAACAGGAGCACAACGGGCCAGGGUGGUGGCUCUGCUCCUUACAUGGCAAACAGGGUAUUGCUCCCGCCAACCGCCUCAAAGUUUUGCAGACUGCCCCCCCGCCGGGCUCUGAAUCUAGUACCGGACCAAAGGACGACGCUGUGUACCUGUCCCCUAGCCUGCCUUUGGCGCGCACCGUCGCCGGCAGCAGCACGGCCGAUGCGGACGGGGUUUACCUGUCCCCACCCCCCACCGGUGGAGGGGUUGCCACUCGCACCGGAGAGCUACGCAAAGUGGAGGCUGGCCGGCCGCGCUCGCACUCUAGUUCUGGCACCCGCCCCAGACCGGACUGGGAUAUCGGGGCGGCAGGACGACCGAGAUCCCCUUCUCUAAGGGGGCGGGGCUCUGAAAUGUCUGGAACUGUUUACCAGAAACCACUAAGCCCCAUGCCUUCUGCAGCUCUGCAUGCAAGGCAGCCUGGAGUUCUCAUAGCUUCGGAGUCUGUUUACCUUUCCCCCUGCGGACUGCCUAGGGCUACAGAUGAACCAGAGGACACUACGUACCUCGUCCCAAGAGAAAAACAAUCCAACGACUGUUACUUGGUGCCCAAAGGGACACCGCUUGCAACUGACGAGGUUUAUCAGUCUCCGACAGGCGGUGGGGUGACCAGCGCUCUUUCUGCUAAUGGAACCGCUGGGAUCAGUGGAACCCCUCAGCCUAAAGCAAGCAAGGACCAACCUGGAGUGUAUCAAACACCCAGCCCUGUUGGAUCAAACAUGCAACGACCGCCCGCAACUGUCCUGGCCCACCAGCACCCAUCUCCGCUGACCCCCACCCCAGCGUCUCCCCGCCCCCUGCUCAAGGGUGUUCCCCCAAACCCUGCUGCCACCAGGGGCAAACCUGCCACUGCCAGUCACCGGGGAUCCCCUUUGUUAAUCCGAGCAGGGCAGGUUAAGUCUUUAGGGUCGCCAAGCUUUGCCCGCAAACCCCCUCCACCAGCACCACCCGUGAGGGGGGUCACCAGGAAAGACGCACAGCAAACAACGCCUUCAUCGACCGCUUCCAAAUCGAAAACUCAGCAAAUUCCCGCAAGCCCGCAGCAAAAGGAUAAGCAAACCAGAACUUCUCAAAGUAACGGCGAAAAGAAGAGCAACGGCUUGGACAGAAGCAGCGGCGUGCAGAAUCAAGCCGGGGAAAAGCAGGAUUGCUCAGAAGUUGCAGCUGAGCAGGUGUAUGACACCCUUCCCAGUGGCAGGUGGCAGCAGCCGGUCCCAUCUGCUUGCACAGAGGAUGUUGACGGCAUUUAUGACACCCCUCGGAGCGUCCAAUCACAAGUUGACCCCGAGACAGAGGUCUACGAUGUUCCCACAAUCACUCUGAACAAGUCGACCAUCAAUCUUGAGGAAGAUGAAGACGAAGUCUACAGUGUCCCCACACUUCCAGGGAUUCCUCUGGGUCCGGCUGAGUCCACCGGCAGCCUCCCCACUGAGGACAUCACCUGUUAUGUCCCGGGGUCAGAUAAACGAUCCAGCAGCGGAGAGCAGAAAGACUCGUCCGAGCCGGACUGUGGCAUCUACGACAUGCCCGCCCUGACCAUUGAGGUCCUUCCUCAUUCGUCAUCGUCAUCCUCCUCCAUCUCCACUCGCCGCCACUCUGUUUCCAGUAACGGCUCUGGUGAUGUCCAGUGGAAAGCUUCUCUGUCGAACCUUGUCCACUCGCUGCUGAGCGCGGCCUCCUCCCUGUCGUCACGGGACCUGGCUACCUCCCUGGCUGAGAUCCUUUCCACCUGGAAAGCCAGCCAUGCGGGGGACCCUCCCCCACCUCUUCAGCAAGCCUGGGCUCGGCUGUCAGACCUGCUUCCGGCGUUAUCCGCCGUCGGGAACGCUCCACCUGCCGAGGGGCUCCUAUCGCUGGUCCAACGCUCUCUCGAAGAGUGCAGCCUCCUCUUACAGGCUCAAGGGCGACCUCGUCUGUCCUCGCAGGAAUCUCUGUCUCGCAGGCCUCUGCCUGCGCUCCCGGUGGCUGAUGGGAAGUCAUGCUGCGGUGGAAUGGGAUCUCGCAAGGGCAGCUGGAUCCAAGAGCGGCCCCUGCCCCCGACCCCUCAACCCAUGUUCCCCUUGGCUCCCGCUCAGAGCUGCAUCACCCUAACGGUGACCCCGGUUAACGGAGAGGACGACCCCAGUAACGAGUAUGCAGGGAUUGGUUUGACCCCCAUCCCACCCCCGGCACCCACAGGAGACAGUGUUGGAUAUGUCAAACUGCAGGGUAAACCCGAUCUUCCUCCUGAGGUCCUCAACGAGAACGGACAAAGUGGAGAGCCAAGGCUGACUCCGUCGCCUCCUCUGCCGGUGACGCUCUCCCUGGAGGACUCGGAGCUGCUGUCCUUCUACUCCUCCCAGAGCCUGGCGCACCUUUCCUCCCUGGCAGACGCCAUCGAUGUGCUCUACAGCAGCGUGCAGGGGAACCAACCACCUCGCGUCUUCGUCGCCAGGGGAAAGAGCCUCAUUGUCACCGCGCACAAGCUGGUGUUCAUCGGGGACACCCUGUCCCGCCUCUUGACCUCCGCCGACCUCCGGGCCAAGAUCACAACUUCCGGAGGGAGACUCUGCCAAUCGUUGAAGGCGGUCGUCGUGGCAACAAAGGGAGCAGCACAAAACUAUCCGUCAGUGUCUGCCACCCAGGAGAUGGUGGACCGCGUCAAUGAGCUCUCCCAGCAAGCCGCUGGGUUCUCCACUCUGCUGCAGCGUCUGGCUCAAAUAUCUUCUUGAUAUUUCAUGAUGCUCUGAUAGAAACUCUAUAAACACUACAUCUAUAUUUUAGUGUUGAAAUGCCUUAUUUGUCCUCGCACCACUAUAUUUCCAUACCUUUUGUCUGUGAGGGAAACCAUUCCCCCUGCGGCACUCUGCAGCUGUUAUAAUUCAGCUGGGUUUUCAUUAUGUUGGUUUCUCUUUAUAAAGACUUUAUCCCCCUUUUUUAAAAAUUUGCUUUGAUGUCGGAUAUCUUUGUUUUUUUAAGUGUUAAGUUAUUGAAUAUUGAAAUCCCCCUGAGGCUGAAGCAGUCCAUGUGGACCUGUUAUUUUGGGUGCUUUGCUUUAAUAUCCUUGCCAUAUUUCCUUUUCCUUGCACAUGAUGGCUGUUUUUCUUCCUUCCUUUAUUUAUUUAGUAAAGCCCACUCUUCCAAAAAUAGUCCAGAAAGAGGGCCUUUGUGUUCUGUUCUGGCCUCCCUUUGUACAAUGAUACCCGAUGGUCUUUUUUUUUUGUUUAUUCAUUACUCUGAGAGCAUGCUGACUUUAGUAUUUCAAAGGAAAGAUCAAUGAGGGGAUUGCUUUCCAUUUCCAUUAGAGAACAAUUCCCACUCAGCACAUUCUUCAGUUAACCGUUAUGCAGGUUAUUGAAGUAUCUUAAAAACUCACAGUGUUUAGAGAAUGACUAAUGUUGUAUUGAUGAGAAAUUACCUAAUCUUGUUCUUUCCCACAGUGAGGUGGAUUAGAAACCUGUCGACCGAGUUCACCUGUUGCAACACGUUUUGUUUGGAUGUGUCUCUUUGCAUCUUUUUUUUCUUUGUCAUUCAUCUUCAUUUCCCACCAGAUGCCUAACAAUGAUGCGUACUCAUGUGGAAUUAAGCAAAUGUAAAAAAACUAAACAGAAAAAAAACAGACCCUUUUGCAUAGGUGUUAUCUCUCACUUUAGGAUGCACAAAUGUCACACGCCUGACUUUUGAAACGGUCGGCGUAAUGCAUAAUUUACCACGUUGACCCCACUCAGGUAAAAACUGCUUUAUAAAUCACACUACAUCCUCAGAUUAAUGGGAAAAAAACACCCGGCAUGUUUUUGAAUACUAUGUUGUUGCUGGUUACACUAAUCUUGAUCAUCAUGGCUAAUGGGGUCUUUAUGGAGCAACUAUGUUUACUGUUAAAUUUAAGCUACAUAUCGUAUUAAAGUCGGGAGAAAAGGGCUUAAAGUUGGGAUACAGGUUUAAAUUUUUUGUAAAGGAUGUUUUUUUUUUGGUCAUUAAUGUGACUGCUUAGCAAUUUCUGAAGUUUUCAUGUGUUUCUUGGAGGGCUGUUGUUACAUUGUCUUGUCCACCUGCGCCACCUUGUGGUAUAUUGAAGUAUUGCCUUCUCCGGUUUUAUUUUUGAGCAUUAUGAUCGAUAGUUUUUCUUGCUUUAACCCUUUUUGUUCUGGAGUUUCUUGUUUGAACGUCUUUAAUUUCCAAAAAUUUUGCAUAUGCAAAUUCUUCAAUCACAAGACUUGGAUUACAGUGUUUUGCAGUUGUUGGAUAUGUUUUUCUAACAUUUUACAUAGCAAUACACCAAUAUGGCGAUUUUCUUAUCUAAAGGUUUUUUUUUUCAUUGAUAAGAAACACACGUUACUAUGAACACUACAAUUGCUGUAUGUAUUUUGUAUUUCUGCUCAUAAUACAAAAUAGAGUUUUGAAACAAAGCAA